AUGUCACAGAUUAAGAAAACAGACCUGCCCCUCCCUUUAGGGCAUUUGAAAAACACUGCCCAAAAGAAGUGAUAGAAAUAUGGGAGUAAUACAUAACAAUGUUGUUUGUGACCAAAGGAAAAGGUUUGCACUUCUUGGUAUAUCUUCCAUACUUUUUGUCGCUAUGAUCGGUACGGUCGCUGGACAACAAAAUAGCGUAGAAAUGCUUUGUCAAUCAACACAAUACCAAGAAACAUGUCACAAGAGUCUCGAAAAAGCACCAAGCGAUACAACCGAUAUGAAAGCGCUUCUUAAAGCUGCAUUCAAUGCAACCAUUGACGAGUUAUCGAAACAUAUCAACAAUACAUCUCUUUAUCAAGAAUUGGCAAAAGACAACAUGACAAAACAAGCAAUUGAAGUUUGUAAUGAAGUGUUGGAUUAUGCUGUUGAUGGAAUGCAUAAAUCUGUUGGUACAUUAGAUAAAUUUGAUGUCAAUAAGGUUAAUGAAUAUGCUUAUGAUCUUAAAGUUUGGUUAACUGGUACACUUUCACAUCAACAAACAUGUUUAGAUGGUUUCGAGAAUUCGAAAACACAAGCCGGUGAACACAUGGCUAAGGUUUUGAACACUUCUAUGGCAUUAAGUAGUAAUGCUAUUGACAUGCUUAGUGCUGUUUCUGGCUUACUUAAUAAUUUUAAUACAAACACACACAACAGGAAACUUUUGUCACUUGUCGAUGGUUAUCCUUCUUGGGUUAGCGAAGGACAACGACGUCUUCUUGCCGAUGAUAAUGUUAAACCUAAUGCUGUUGUUGCUCAAGAUGGUAGUGGACAGUUUAAGACAUUAACUGAUGCUCUUAAGACUGUUCCUGCUAAUAAUGCACAACCUUUUGUGAUUCAUGUUAAGGAAGGUGUUUAUACGGAGACUGUUAAUGUGGCUAAGGAAAUGACUUAUGUUACUAUCAUUGGUGAUGGUCCUACAAAGACUAAAUUCACUGGUAGCCUUAACUUUGCUGAUGGUUUACUACCUUACAACACCGCAACCUUCGGUGUUAAUGGUGCAAACUUCAUUGCAAAGGAUGUUGGCUUCGAAAACACAGCAGGAGCAGAAAAACAUCAAGCAGUUGCACUCCGAGUAACCGCAGAUCAAGCAAUCAUCUACAACUGUCAAAUAGAUGGUUACCAAGCCACACUCUUCACCGAAUCCCAACGUCAAUUCUUCCGUGACUGCAGUAUCUCCGGCACAAUUGACAUGGUCUUCGGUGAUGCCUUCGGAGUUUUCCAAAACUGCAAACUGACCAUAAGAAAACCAUUAGACGACCAAAAAUGCAACGUAGCCGCCAACGGAAGAACCAAAGCCGAUAGCGCAAGUGGUUUUGUUUUCCAAAGUUGUAAAUUCACAGGUGAACCAGAUGUAGCCAAGAUUGAUCCCAAAAUAUCAUACCUAGGAAGACCAUGGAAGGCAUAUUCCAAAGUUGUUAUCAUGGAUUCAGACAUUGAUGCCAUUUUCAACCCUGAAGGUUACUUGCCAUGGAUGGGAAGUGCUUUUACUGAUACAUGUACUUUCUAUGAGUAUAAUAACAAAGGUGAUGGUGCCGAUACAUCAAAGAGAGUUAAAUGGCCUGGUGUUAAGACUAUUACAGCUACUGAAGCAGCUGCUUAUUACCCUGGCAAAUUCUUUGAGCUUGCUAACUCAUCUGAUAAGGAUUCUUGGAUUGUGAAAUCUGAGGUUCCUUAUGCACUUGGUCCUUUAGAUGCUAAAACUAAUCCUCUUGAUCCUACUGGUGGUCAUGGAACUGGAGCCGGAGCCGGAGCUGGAGCAAAGAGUAGUGGUUUUGUCAACAAAGGUAAUAUUUGGCUUCAAGUGAUUCUUUUGGUUGGGAUAUUUUCACUAUCAUCAUCUUCAUUCAACUUGUUCUCACAGUAGUAGAACUGUAUAGAAAGAUUCAUUUAGGAGAUACCUCAUUGUUUGAAACAUUGUUAUAAAUAAGAGGGGCUCAUACAAUUAAUAGUUGAAAGUGGAUAUGAGGUUGGAAUAAAAGAAUUCAUGUUUCUUGUUCAACUUUGUGUAUUUGACAAGCACAUGUCUAUGCUCAUAUUUUAAAUUUAAAUAAAAGUCCGAUCAAUUUUUAUUCAUUUUAAUUCCAUUGUGCAUAUUUAUACUCAAAAUUCUCGUAUUUUAAUGUCUAUUUUAAGGGACUAAAAUGAAUUUUCACUGUAAAUUGUUUUUUUUUUUUAUUUAAAAA
Trifolium pratense (red clover) is the source of this 2222-nucleotide messenger RNA. RefSeq names its product pectinesterase/pectinesterase inhibitor-like. The record is from RefSeq and is a predicted model, not a curated record. The transcript has 4 exons. Lineage: Eukaryota; Viridiplantae; Streptophyta; Magnoliopsida; Fabales; Fabaceae. Gene Ontology annotation, molecular function: pectinesterase inhibitor activity; pectinesterase activity. Bases 80 to 1903 code for a protein of 607 amino acids. Gene Ontology annotation, biological process: cell wall modification.